Molecule: messenger RNA, 1425 nt
Organism: Anopheles stephensi (Asian malaria mosquito)
Lineage: Eukaryota; Metazoa; Arthropoda; Insecta; Diptera; Culicidae
Exons: 2
Coding region: 4-1299 (431 amino acids)
Biological process (GO): apoptotic DNA fragmentation
Cellular component (GO): nucleus; mitochondrial inner membrane
Molecular function (GO): metal ion binding; RNA endonuclease activity; single-stranded DNA endonuclease activity
Source: RefSeq, a predicted model, not a curated record
GCGAUGUGUUGCUCAAUGCACUUUCAUCCCGACAAACGUAGCAAUAUGAGGUGGGCGCUCUGUUUGGUAGCCGUUUGUGCGAUUGGAUCGUUGGGGGAGGCGCGCGAUAUCCGACAGGACAUUCCCGUUGAAGUUCCGGAAAUUGGAAAUUAUGCUACCGCCUGCUCAGUUCGUACGACGGGCGAUAUGCCUCGUCCACAACCGCUGGUCCUGAUCCCCGGUACCGAUCAGUUCCGCUAUCCGAGCACAAACAAUGGUCUGCUGCAGCUGAAUGCCGGCGAAACGUUGGAGCUUGCCUGCCAGAAUGGGUUCGCCCUGUUCCCGGGCAAAACUUCCAUCAUCAUCACCUGCGUGAUCAAUGAUCAGUUUAACUACGACAGUCGGAUGAUCGCGUUCCGUGACUUUGCCUGCACGGAGAACUGGUUGAGCAGUGCGCGUCGUACCGCGCAACGAUGCUUCAACGGUGCUACGAUAGUGGAGAUCGGAUUUAAUGUAGGUCCUCGGUUCCCGAAAAUCUUGGAUGUGUGCCACGAUGAGGUGACGUUCGACAAUCACUACGUCGUGCACGAGUUUACGCCGGCCAACGAUGGAUUCCAGCAAGGCGUACCCCGGCCAGGCUGGUAUCAGGGUGACUUCUACCCCGGCGUUAACAUUAACGGACUCUACACGGUCAACACACAGCGAGCGACGCUUGCGACCAUCCUCGGCUCACAGUCACGAGCGAACGAGCUGGUGCAGGGAACGGACAACGGUAUCUUCAUGGCACGUGGUCACAUUGCGGCCCGAGCGGACUUUAUCUACGGAACGCAACAGAACGCUACCUUCUGGUUCCUGAAUGCUGCCCCACAGUGGCAGAACUUCAAUGCCGGUAACUGGGAGCGUAUCGAGUCGUCGGUCAAAUCGUUCGUCGCCAUGCGCAAUAUCCGUGUACGCGUGUACGGAGGAACUUGGGGUGUCCAGACGCAAGCUAACGGCAAUGGAGAUCACCAACAGAUCUUCCUGGACUUUGAUGCAAACGGACGCCGGCGGGUACGUGCACCGAUGGUGUACUACAAGAUCCUGCACAACGAAGCCCAAAACUCGGGCAUCGUGCUGAUCGGUGUGAACAAUGUCCACAUCUCGCUGGAGGAGAUCCGCCGGGACUACAUCUUCUGUACGGACGUCAGCAGUCGCAUCGGGUGGAUUAACUGGGAGCGGGAAAACCUUGCGCUCGGAUAUUCGUACGCAUGUGAGGUUAAUGAGUUUAAUCGCGUGACUGGCCAUCUGCCACAGCUUAACGUAGCCAGUCUGCUCAUAUAGAGUGCGCGUGUGGGGGGAGGGGGGGAGGGCUAGUUUGAUUUCUUUUAUCGCUUCAAUUCAUGCUGAAUGAAUUACAAUCCAUGUGCCGUUAAUGGCGUAAAAUAUACCUACAAAAGCUUCGAUUAA